Molecule: messenger RNA, 705 nt
Organism: Aaosphaeria arxii CBS 175.79
Lineage: Eukaryota; Fungi; Ascomycota; Dothideomycetes; Pleosporales
Exons: 1
Coding region: 131-577 (148 amino acids)
Source: RefSeq, a predicted model, not a curated record
CUUUCGAGAUUCCAAGAAAAUACUGUGCAGUUUUUCCAAGUAGCAAGGGUAAGUGGUGUAUUUAAACAGGGCGACAACAUACUUGUAUCUACGACUCACGACUAAGGCGAAAAGUGAGGACGAAUUGGUGAUGCGCAAGGCCACCAGUCACAUCGCACGGAGCAUUUUCCCGAGAUUCGUUCCGUCAUCGUUUUUCGAAAUGUUCUCUUGUAGUUACACAGUAGGGGUGGCAUUAUUAUGGAUGAUGAUGCUUGGCUUAUUGUUCAAACAAUUCUCUGCUCAUACACGAAUGUAUUCUCCUCUGUCUACCAAUCGCAGGCACAUAUGUACAUGUACCCUGAUGCUACCACCCUCUGCAUCCUCCCGGUUCUCUUUUCCAACCUUCCUCUGCAAUGCUCUAAAUGAAGUUUCAUGUAUAUGUGGGGACAGAAAGGCGGUUAAGCGCUUUCACCAAAACAACAAUGCGGGUUUUCUAGGAUAUCGUGCUCUACUCAUCAAACGCUGCAACGGACAAAAAUUAAAUCUCCUCUCCUCUCUCCCUGUCUCUUUCAAACCAAAAUGUAUAUGUCGCUGUUGAAGGCUAACGAAUGGAUGAAUGAAUGUACAUGUCAAGAAAAGGAAGGAGAUGAAGAGGAAGAUUAUCAAAACAAACAAGCAAAUAGAGAUGGGCUAGGCGGAAGUAUCUGGCUGAACCUCAACGCCUCC